This is a messenger RNA of Closterium sp. NIES-67, 1179 nucleotides long. The record is from the annotation of a GenBank genome assembly. NCBI's taxonomy places the organism in Eukaryota, Viridiplantae, Streptophyta, Zygnematophyceae, Desmidiales, Closteriaceae.
AAGCUCCAUGGCGCCUCUCUUGACCACGCCUGUGUGUCCCAGGAUUCAAGCAAUGGAGGCAAGGCAGGCAAUAAUCCCGCUCUCUCAUGAGUGUGAAGGUUGUUUGUUUGCUCCUUGCGCCAGUUUUGUCAGAGCUGACUGUCACGACUAGACAUGGCUGACGAAUUUAUUUCUGUGGGGAGCGAUGGCACCGUGUUUGAGCCAAGGGAAAACGGGAGGAAAGUGUUUUUCAAGUUUCAAGCGGAUCCGAUUGCGCGUUCCCCGUCGUUGUCAUCGAAGCCGUCGAGCCCGUGGAGUUCCUUGGUCUGCCCUCCAAGUGCAACUCCAGGGACGCCUUGCAGCUGCUGCAAACCGCUGAAAUUCGGAGAGGCGUUUCCCCUUGACCUAAAUUCAGGGGGAGGACCAGACGGUCUGGUAUACGUUCCAAGCACGUACACCGAAGCUAGUCCGUGUCCUAUUCUCGUGGCGCUGCAUACGGAAGAUGGAGAUGCGAAGGAAGCCCUCGCUCCGUUCAUGCAGUGCGCAGAGCAACAUCGCAUCCUCUUGGUGGCUCCAGAUGCGCGGGAUGUGCUGUGGGAUUGCAGCUUCGAAGGGGCAAACAUGGAUGCCUCUUUCAUCGACAAGUAGGCUCUGCCGUUGGUUGUUGUAAUGACUACUGCCUUGAGCGUUCCUAUGCUAACUACAUGGUCAAUUGUUGCUGCAGGGCAAUGGAAACUGCCUUUAGCCGUUUUUCUGUAGACCCAGAAAGCGUGUGCUUGUCAGGAAUUUCUGAUGGAGGAACCAUGGCUAUGGCUUUGGGAUUGCGGAACAGUCAGCUGUUCAGCCAUGUCAUGGCGUUUACACCCGGAACGAUUGACUUGCCAUGCUAUCAAGAUGGCCCCGACAUCUUUAUAUCACAUGGGACAUCUGUACCGGAUCGAGAAAUCGAUAUUUGUAGUCAGCAGCUUGUACCUAAGCUGCGGAGGUGUGGUUAUCAUCUAAAGUACGUGGAGUACGAGGGUUCCGAGAGGUCCCCACCACCCGAGGUUGUUUCUGACGCAGUGUCUUGGUUUAGGAGGAAGAGGGUAGGUUCCUGGAUUGGGCUAGACUCGCUAGCUUAGACCAUCUUAACCGCCUUUUCGAAACUGCUUCUCACUUGAAACAUCCUAAGGGUGUGAUUUAGUUCUUAGUGUUAACGUA